AAGAGUUUGGCAACGAGUACCUGACUUCAGGUAAAGUGAACCGACAACGGCCAGAAUGGCAAAACGCGCAGUGGGGCCGCGCAACCAUUGCCAGCGCCUCAGUUAUAUCUACCUCAAAUUCACGCUGGUCGCGUACGCCACCUUCUUCUGGAUAGUAGGAGGAUUAAUCCUGUGUAUUGGGAUAUAUGCAGAGGUUGAAAGACAAAAGUACAAAACACUGCAAGGUGCCUUCCUGGCUCCAGCUAUAAUCCUGAUUGUCCUCGGAAUUCUGAUGUUUGUGGUUUCCUUCAUCGGUGUUCUAGCAUCUCUCCGGGAUAACUUGUGUCUUCUUAAUGUGUUUCUCUACACACUUACAAUUGGAUUGAUACUUGAAUUGAUGGGUGGAAUCGUAGCAUUGAUCUUCAGGAAUCAGACAUUAGACUUCAUAAAUGAAAACAUCCGUGACGGAAUUGAACAUUAUUAUGAUGACCUGGAUUUCAAGAACAUAAUGGAUUUUGUCCAAAAGAAGUUUAAAUGCUGUGGUGGACAAGACUUCACAGAUUGGACAGCAAAUAUGUAUCAUAAUUGUGAAGGAACUGGACCAUUGGCUUGUGGCGUACCGUAUUCAUGUUGUGUACAUAAUAAGACAGAUGUUGUCAACACAAUGUGUGGAUAUAAAACUCUUAACAAACAUCGCCUCAGUGUUCUUAACAUCAUCUAUGUCCGUGGAUGCACAGAUACCGUCCUGAAUUGGUUCUUGGCACACUAUGCAGCCAUGGCUGCUCUUUUGUUGGGUAUAAUAGUACCACAGUUUUUGGGGGUUCUGAUAACUUGGCUGUACACCACCCGGCUGGAGGACAUCAUCUAUGAGCAUGAUACAAUGGAUGUUGGUCUGAUGACCGGACGGUCUUUUGGACCUCAGAGAGCAGAUGUCACAUCAGGAACAGGAUGCUGUUGGUGCUUACCUAAUCUUGAUACUGUUGCAUAAAAUUUUUCAAGGGUUCUGAUAAUCUUAAACCUGAGAGAGGAAGAGGGAGAGACUGCAACACCAAGUUCCAAAUACUGUCAUAUAGCUCAGGGGUGUAAAGAAAAUCAAUUUCCGAACAUUGCAGCAUGUUUGAGCCCAGGGAAGAUGAGGAAUAAUUUUCAGAGAUGGUACAUCCACAACUAAAAUUGUUAAGACGUCACUCAAAUGUUCACAUUUUAGUAUAUCAGCAUUUUUGCUGUCUUAAUUGAUACCUUCCUUCAUUACUUUUUUUUUACACAAUCUUGUUCUUAUUGCUAUGAUGCCUAUUGCAUUGGGAUUUCCUCAUAAUUUGAUGUUAGAACCAGCAUAUUUCCUUGUUAUCCUGUGACUUGGUGUUUGCUGCCCCUCUUCAGUAGCUUGGUUCACCUCGCCCCUCCAUUCCACCACAAAGUGAUACUAAACAUUUCAGAAAUUAACACAACAUGAGGAAGAAAUUACUUCAUUAAAUUUUGGCCAGGAAUGAACUGUAGAUAGGGGCUAUCCUUGGUAUUGAUUAGACUUAUGUUUACAAAAAUGGCCAAAUUACGUCCAUUCCUCCCAUUACAACCAACUUCUACCCUGUAGUUCUGGAUGUUAGGCUGUAAUACACAUAAUGCAGUGAAGACCCUGUUAGGGAGUCUGUGAUUUUUGUUUUUGGCUUCAAAUUAAUAUGUGUACAAUUGAUUUUUGAAAAAGAAUAAAUGAGUGAUUUUGCAAACAUGAUUUUGUAUUGAUCACUAGAAGCACAAAACACAGUUACUUUAUU
Hypanus sabinus (Atlantic stingray) is the source of this 1751-nucleotide messenger RNA. RefSeq names its product tetraspanin 15 (gene tspan15). Lineage: Eukaryota; Metazoa; Chordata; Chondrichthyes; Myliobatiformes; Dasyatidae. The transcript is spliced from 8 exons. The record is from RefSeq and is a predicted model, not a curated record. The coding region runs from base 56 to 967 and encodes 303 amino acids. Gene Ontology annotation, cellular component: membrane.